AUGACCGACACGCUUCCCACAUUGCCCAGCUUCGGGCUCGAACUCCCACAGUCUGCAAUUAUUACUGCGGCGCUGAAAUUUGCCAAGGAGCAUUGCAACAUACUGACUUACAACCAUGCCGUGCGCUCGGCCUACUGGGCGGCCAUUAUUGCCAAAAAGGACACAUCCUUUUCCGGCAGUCAAGUAGACAUGGAGCUCGUCGUUCUCAGCUGUGUCCUGCAUGACAUGGGCUGGGCCGAGACGAAAGACUUACUCUCCUCGGAUAAACGGUUCGAAGUCGAUGGCGCCAACAUCGCGCGUGACUUUAUCAACAAGUUCAACGCAGAGCAGGGAGCGAAUGCUUCGCCUUGGGACCAGCACCGCAUCCAACGAUGCUGGGACGUGAUUGCCCUGCACACCACGUUUAGCAUUGCCAGAUACGCCGCUCCCGAGGUCGCUGUCGCGGCGUGUGGCAUUUUUGCCGACUUUCAGGGACCGUACUUCCCCAACGGCCCUGGCGGCGACAACUUGAUCACGUUGGAUGAAUACCACGCCGUCAUGAGUCUCUUCCCACGUGCGGGAUUCACAGUCGACGGCUUCACGCAUCUCAUGUGCGGCAUCUGCCGUGACAAGGCUUCUACGACAUAUGACAACUUCGUCGGCGAGUUUGGCACACAGCAUGGUGUGGAUGGGGCGGGAGCAGGAAAGGAGGCUUUUGCGCAAGCGCAGCAGAGCGCGAGUGUUGUCAAGUUACUUGUGGGCGGUCUAGAUGCUUUGGAAAAGUUGGACAAUGACAAGGGAAGCGCCCGGUAG
Molecule: messenger RNA, 792 nt
Organism: Cordyceps militaris CM01
Lineage: Eukaryota; Fungi; Ascomycota; Sordariomycetes; Hypocreales; Cordycipitaceae
Product: metal dependent phosphohydrolase
Exons: 1
Coding region: 1-792 (263 amino acids)
Source: RefSeq, a predicted model, not a curated record